Messenger RNA from Penicillium argentinense, 792 nucleotides. RefSeq lists its product as uncharacterized. The coding region runs from base 1 to 792 and encodes 263 amino acids. The transcript is spliced from 4 exons. Lineage: Eukaryota; Fungi; Ascomycota; Eurotiomycetes; Eurotiales; Aspergillaceae. The record is from RefSeq and is a predicted model, not a curated record.
AUGGUAGAUAGUACUCAAACACGAAUUCAAGGAAGUCUAGUGACCCCCUCCCUGGGGAGCCCAGGAUACCCUUGGCUGCUAGCGGGGUUCCGCCGCGAGCAGCAUUUCGGCCAUAGGAAACUCAACUUUCUCCUGCAGCCUCUGCAGAAUUGGCUCAUACGCAACGGCAGGGGCGUUUACGGCCAGAAAGGCGAACAGAGCGCCGAUCCUGGCAUACACGAGCUAGUGAAGCCCCCUAGUGCACCGGAAUUGCAACCGAGAAGUCCUGCGACGAUUGAGCCCCCCACAGCCAAUCCUGUGGGAGAGCAGCCCUUCUAUAGGGCGUGCAUACCGCCGUACCUUCUUCUGACCGCGAGCAAUCUGCAGGUCGUUGCGCAGCUCGUCCAGCAGGUCCUCCCGCAGCAGUCGGAACUGGUUAUCAUAGUGAGCGGCAGAACGUUGAUCGAGGGGCACGUGGUAGAUCUCCUCCUCCAGUCGGCAGUAGGGCAGAGUCGUCGACAUAGUCUCGCCGGGAAUGGGGAGGAUGGCUAUUUUGCGGAAAUCCUCCCAAUCGUUGUCGUGCCGCCUACCGGGAUGGUAGCUCUCCUCUGGGGGGACCUGGACGGCCAUGAUUUGGAUGACGUUAUCGAUGCGGAGGUUCAGCAGGAGCCAGGCGAACCCCAACUCGGCCUCCUCGUCGAACAGUCGUUGUAUGUGUGCGUCGAUGAAGAAGUUCUAGAGGAUCGGAGGAUCGACCAGAUAGCCGAUGACCUUGCGCACGAACUGUCUGCUGCCGAGUCUUUCGAGGUCUAG